Molecule: messenger RNA, 2527 nt
Organism: Pelecanus crispus (Dalmatian pelican)
Lineage: Eukaryota; Metazoa; Chordata; Aves; Pelecaniformes; Pelecanidae
Source: RefSeq, a predicted model, not a curated record
UGGCAACACACCCAUUGCAGUGUGGGGAACUCACCUAGACCUGAUCCAAAACCCUCAGAUCCGGGCAAAGCAUGGUGGAAGGGAACAUGUCAACAACUGCGAGGUGCAGAACAGCACCGAGAUGACCUGCCAGGCUCCAGCAUUGGCUGUUGACCCCAAUCACCAGUCUGAGCUUGCUGAGCGUCCAGAGGAGUUUGGCUUCAUUCUUGACAACGUGCAGUCCCUGCUGAUUCUCAACAAAACCAACUUCACCUACUACCCAAACCCAAUCUUUGAGGUUUUCAAUCCCUCAGGGAUCCUGGAGCUGAAGCCGGGAAGUCCCAUCAUCCUGAAGGGCAAGAACCUGAUCCCACCAGUUGCAGGAGGGAACGCCAAGCUGAACUACACCGUUUUGGUUGGUGAGAAGCCCUGUGCAGUGACUGUAUCAGAUGUGCAGCUGCUGUGUGAGUCCCCAAACCUCAUUGGACGGCACAAGGUGAUGGCUCGUGUAGGAGGGAUGGAGUUCUCCCCAGGGAUGGUCUACAUCUCUCCAGACAGCCCUCUCAGCUUGCCAGCUAUUGUCAGCAUUGCAGUGGCUGGUGGCCUGCUCAUCAUCUUCAUCGUGGCUGUGUUGAUUGCGUACAAGCGCAAAUCCAGAGAAAGCGACCUCACACUCAAGCGUCUGCAGAUGCAGAUGGACAACCUGGAGUCCAGGGUGGCACUGGAGUGCAAAGAAGCCUUUGCAGAGCUACAGACAGAUAUUCAUGAGCUGACGAGUGAUCUGGAUGGAGCGGGGAUCCCCUUCCUCGACUACCGAACCUAUACCAUGAGGGUGCUUUUCCCUGGCAUUGAAGAUCAUCCAGUUCUGAGGGAUCUGGAGGUCCCUGGCUAUAGGCAGGAACGGGUGGAGAAAGGCCUGAAGCUCUUCGCCCAGCUCAUCAACAACAAGGUUUUCCUCCUGUCCUUCAUCCGCACGCUGGAGUCCCAGCGCAGCUUCUCCAUGCGGGACCGUGGUAAUGUGGCCUCACUGAUCAUGACGGUGUUACAGAGCAAGCUGGAAUAUGCUACUGAUGUCCUCAAACAGCUCUUGGCUGACCUCAUAGACAAAAAUCUGGAGAGCAAGAACCACCCCAAGCUGCUGCUCCGGAGGACAGAGUCCGUGGCUGAAAAAAUGCUCACCAACUGGUUCACCUUCCUUCUAUACAAGUUCCUCAAGGAGUGUGCUGGUGAACCUCUAUUCUCCCUCUUCUGUGCCAUCAAGCAGCAGAUGGAAAAGGGUCCCAUCGACUCGAUCACUGGGGAGGCCCGGUACUCACUGAGUGAGGACAAGCUUAUCCGACAGCAGAUUGAUUACAAGACAUUGGUCCUGAGCUGCGUGAACCCUGACAACGUGAACAGCCCUGAGAUCCCGGUGAAGAUCCUGAAUUGUGACACCAUCACGCAGGUCAAGGAGAAAAUCCUCGAUGCCAUCUUCAAGAAUGUGCCCUGCUCCCACCGGCCCAAAGCUGCGGAUAUGGACUUGGAGUGGCGGCAAGCAAGCGGGGCAAGGAUGAUCCUGCAGGAUGAAGACAUCACAACCAAGAUAGAGAAUGACUGGAAGAGACUCAACACACUGGCACACUAUCAGGUGCCAGAUGGAUCUGUGGUAGCUUUAGUCUCCAAGCAAGUCACUGCCUACAAUGCAGUCAACAACUCCACGGUCUCCCGGACCUCAGCCAGCAAGUACGAAAACAUGAUCCGUUACACAGGCAGCCCGGAUAGCCUCCGCUCCCGCACCCCCAUGAUCACCCCUGACCUUGAGAGUGGAGUCAAGAUGUGGCACUUGGUGAAGAACCAUGAGCAUGGUGACCAAAAAGAGGGUGACCGGGGCAGCAAGAUGGUUUCUGAGAUCUACCUGACGAGGCUACUUGCCACCAAGGGCACCCUCCAGAAAUUUGUAGAUGACCUUUUUGAGACCAUCUUCAGCACUGCUCACCGUGGCAGUGCACUUCCCCUGGCUAUCAAAUACAUGUUCGACUUCCUGGAUGAGCAGGCUGACAAGCACAACAUCCAUGACCCCCACGUGCGGCACACCUGGAAGAGCAAUUGCCUGCCAUUACGGUUCUGGGUUAACAUGAUCAAGAACCCGCAGUUCGUCUUCGACAUCCACAAGAACAGCAUCACAGAUGCCUGCCUCUCUGUAGUGGCUCAGACUUUCAUGGACUCCUGUUCGACCUCAGAACACCGUCUGGGCAAAGACUCACCCUCCAACAAGCUUCUCUAUGCCAAGGACAUCCCCAGCUAUAAGAACUGGGUGGAAAGGUACUAUUCAGACAUCGCCAAAAUGCCAGCAAUCAGUGACCAGGACAUGAAUGCAUACUUGGCUGAGCAGUCUCGCAUGCAUAUGAACGAGUUCAACACAAUGAGUGCGCUCUCAGAGAUAUACUCCUACGUUGGCAAGUACAGCGAGGAGAUUCUCGGAGCCCUUGAUCAAGAUGACCAGGCUGGGAAACAGAAACUUGCCUACAAACUUGAACAAGUCAUAGCCCUCAUGAGCAUAGACAGCUGA